Molecule: messenger RNA, 591 nt
Organism: Sparassis crispa
Lineage: Eukaryota; Fungi; Basidiomycota; Agaricomycetes; Polyporales; Sparassidaceae
Exons: 2
Coding region: 1-591 (196 amino acids)
Source: RefSeq, a predicted model, not a curated record
AUGAUUGCAGUUGCGGCAGUCCUCGUAUACUUUUUGCAUUCUCCCGAUACAUCCAUGGACCAGAAUGGAAUUGGCGAUAAGACCAAGCUCAACUAUCAGAGGUUUUUUCAUGCCUACAAGAAGUUGUUGAUUACGGCAUCGAACCAGGGCCGGGUGAAGGAACUUAUUAAGUUCUACAAUGAUGUCAUUUUCAACGACACGCGAGAGUCGAACACCGGCACAUUGGAGGAAGAUAACUUUAUUGCCGCGAUGGAGGGUGCAGCACUAGCAUUUGACUCAGAUGGAUUGGAGGAUGUGGAUAUGUGGCUUCAAGAGAUAGCCUUAGACGAUGAACACGGAGUGCAUGUGGAUGAGCAGCCCAUAGCGGGACCAUCGCGUCAUCUUGACGUGCUGAAUGUGCCGGCUUUACAGGCAGACAACUUGGAGUGCAACCCUCGAGUCAUUCCAUCUGUUGCUGCAGCUCUUAGUGACGACAUUGCCGCCGACCCAAAACCUGCCAACCAUCGCAAUACCAGUAAGCGGGGAACUCGCAGUGCUGGUGGUGGUUCAUCAAGCGGAGUUACUGCUAAUUCACGGGCAACUCGCAGUUGA